GUUCUAUGUCUAUGGGGGGGGAACUGCCAACGUUCCAGGAUAGGAUGAGCAACGCAGCAUCAGCGGUUACAGCCCAUGGCGGCCAUUUUGGAAACUGGCAAACCGUCACAACAGGUUUUCUAUUCAUUAACUCAUUAUACUGGUAAUAUGUAUAAACAAUGCUUGGAAUGCAACAAAACACAACAAAAACCGAUUAGAAUAGCAGGUACAAGGUGAAUGGGGAUUUCAAGAAUUGUUAGAGUUUUGCCCAAAGUAAAGAUGGCGGUCUCCUGCCUAGACAGUUUGUGCAGACGUUGGUUUCCACCUGGAUCUUUGGACUUUCAUUGAUCUGCAGGUAGAAUUGGAUUUUAUAAGCAUUUUAGUUGGGAGACCUGCUUCAGGUAAGUGGUGUAACAUUCAUGGACGUUGGUUUUGUUGUAAGGGAUAAUUAACCCAUCAGGUUAGGUAUCAGGGAUAGAUGGUUAGGGUUUUUUUUUUAUUAAAAAGUAAUAUUUAGUCAAUUGAAAGCCAAAUUCUAAGAUUUAUGUUAUUUAUAUUAAGCAAGCCGCGACUCUAUGUAAAAAUCCUUUAAAAGGUUAGUUUGGUUAGAGUUCUCCCCGCAGCCCAAUUCUCCUCCAAGUAUGUCACUCUCCCUCGCUGUAGGGGGGACAGAUGGCAGCGAGGUGGGCUGAGGGGUGGACGUGAGCGACACGAAGAGUGGGAACUGCACGGCUCCGCCAAGAGACGCCUGUCGCCAGCAUGGGUGCCGACAUCACAUGUCCAAUAUGCACAUAAUUCACAUUAGCCACCUGGACUCUUGUUCCUUCCGGACUGGCUAAGGAUGCCCUAGCGAUGCCAGCCAGAGGGGAGCUACACCUCCGGCAUUAAAAGGAUUAAUCUCUGUAAGUGCAAGGUGUAAUAGUGAAACUCAAAACAACAUGAACAGGUCAAAUCACUGAAGUGGUCAUGGUGCUUGUGGUAUCCCUUUAACUCCGCUAUACAGGGUUAUUCACUAUAGUGUGACUUGUCUUAUUAUGUCAAUUACUUCCUGCUCACCCAACUUCUUAUUCAGUUUGACUUCUUCUUCAAGAAAGUAAGUAUCUAUUAAGCAACCAUCUGAAAAACUGGACAUCUCUGCAUCAAUUUCACAGCUUCUUGAUUCAAGUAGAUUGAAUCUGCCACUUUGGGGUAGAGAAGGAAUUUUUUUCUAGUUUGUUUGCAAAAUUGGAAAGCAUUUUUUUUUUUGGGAUCAACCAUAACCACAGAUGCGAGAAAAGCUGAACUUUUUAUACUAUGUAACUGCGUCACAUGAUGAACUGAUCAUGAAAAGUGUCACAAAACCUUAUUGUCCACGUGUUUUUAACUGGAAUAACUGAACUGUUAUCUUGGUAUCAUAUUUGCUUUUGUUUUUAUUGUAGGUGUUCACAAAUGUAAGUGCCCACUGGAUGCUGUCUGAAAAUGUUGAGUCAAGAAGAAGCUGAGGCCCAGUUGUCUGAACUGGAUUUGCUCUCUAGUAUGUUCCCGAACAAUGAUGAAUUUGUGGUUACUGACCAGGUUGCUCUGGCAGAGCUAAGGCAUUAUGUAGAAAAUCAUACCACGGAUGCACCAUCUUCUACAAUUCAGUUUAUUGUAAAUAUGAAACUGGAAGACAACACUAAUUCUAAGGUAAUGUUAAACUAUGUGGUGUCUUUCCUUGUGAGACAGCAAAUGUAUUUAAAAUAUAACCUAUCUCAGAUUUUAUCAUUGUUACAGGGACACUCUAGGCCCUCAGAAUGUUUCAUCCCCUGAAUUGGUUGUAGUGUUCGGAUUUGUUCACCGCUGUCCCUCCAUUGAGUGUUAAACCAUAUUCAAGCUGUUUAAAACUAAAUGAGGGUCCGUGUCCACCCUCGGCUUGGCUCCCACUGGAGAUAUGACUAAGGCAGAGAUUACACACUUCCUUCUAGCUGUACUAUUUAAAUGCCGGCUGUGAUAGAUUGAAAGGGGACAGCAUAUUAUUAACCAAUCCCCAUUGAUGCUCAGAAUUAUGCUUCCUCUUUAGUCCAAGCAGCACAAAGGGGAUAUAUUGUUGGAUACUCUCAUUUGACAUCAACUGGUGGAGCUUCUGCCCAUAUAGCCAAGUUAAACUUGGCUAUUUCAAUCAGAUCGUCUCAUAGAGACCAGUUUUCUUAUGGGAAAGUACUGAUUGGCUGAGAUUAGCAAGAUUCAUGAUCUCAGCCUAGGAGGCGGAAACCGGCAGCCGAGGGAGCACAGCGGUGUAGGAGAAAGCAAAUUAAACAACUUUUUUUUUUACCUCUUACAAGAAGGGGGGAUGUAGUCACCUAAACAGUGACUAGCAUUAGGAAUGCAUAUUUGUAUUCUUAAUGCUAUAGUGUUCAUUUAAAGUGGGCUGUUACAUUGGUCUACAUUGUGAUUGCUCCACUUUUAGAACUUUGCUUCAAAACUGAUUUUGUAUAAAAAAUAUUUUAAUCAUUUUUAUAAAUAUUUUUGAGUCACUAAAGCUUAUUUUGUCCAUUAUUACAGCAUUGUCUUUCUUUGCAUUGCUCAUACCCGGUACACUAUCCAACAGUUCCACCUGAAAUCGUGGUCAGGUAAAGUGUACACUUUUUUCCUUAUAGAAAAUUGUUACCUUUUUCCUUUGCGCAUUCUCUAAAAUGGCUUCUGGAAAGGCUACCUAGUCCACAGAUGGCUUAUGUGGUAUCCCACCAUUCCUAUUAUAUAGUUUGACACAGACUUGUUUAACAAAUUUAAGAUAUUGGAGAGAUCAUGUCAAUGAGUACCUUCCCCAUUAUCCAAGCAACAGCAAAUUGGUACACUUUUUUUUUUUUUUUUAAAUGAAAGUUGUAAAGUGUUGAAAUAAAAUACAUGUGACAUCCCUUAGACCAGGGUACCAUAAGGGAAAUGAUAACCAUACAUUAAUAAAACUGCCCAGUAAAGUGUUUCUACUAAUUUCCUUGGUUUUGGGGAUAAAAUGGAGUUAAUAGAACUGUGUGUAUGAGAAAUGAAACAAGGAACGUGAAACUAAUAAAUGGAGUAUAUGGAGGAAGACAGAGGGGUUGAUUGUGCGCAGUUCAAGAAUGGGGAAGAAGGCAUGAAAACUAGGGAGAAGUUGGGUGGUCACAAAGAACAAGUAUACAUUUUUCUAAUUCUUGUGGGGCCCCCAACUCUAAUUAAUUUAGUUAUAUGCGAGGUUUUUAUAGGACAUAUUGUAUUUGUAAAUAUGUAAUAUUAGAGCUACUGUGAAAAUGUAGCUACCGGAAAGUGUAUUAUAUUUUUACUUUAAUCUUUUAUUUAAUUUUUAUUUUAACAGAUCUCCAUCUUUAAUCCGUUCCCAGCAAGCACAGCUAAAUUCUGAUCUCAGCACCUAUUUACACAAGGGUUGUAGUGGAGACGCAUGCCUACUAACAGCUACAGAAUGGGUGAAAGAUAAUGCUUUGCCAUAUCUAAACAAGGACCCUUUAUCUUCCCCUGAGUUACAGCAAGCAUGCUUAGCCACCCCUGAAAAAGCCGUAUUCACUAGACUGUGGAUAUACAGUCAUCACAUAUAUAAUAAACAGAAAAGAAAACAUAUUUUAGAAUGGUCUAAGGAGCUGGAGCUUUCGGGAUUCAGCAUGCCUGGAAAACCUGGGAUUGUCUGUGUGGAGGGACUGCAAGACUUGUGUGAAGAGUUUUGGUCUAGGUGUGUGAUUAUAGAUAUAAUGCUUUAGUUUUUCAAACACAUAGUGACGCAAUCGCUGUUCUAAGCAUAUCGACACAGGGUUUUAAAUUACACUUUCUAAUGUGCUCUGGCCAAUCUAUGUUCCAUAUACUAUUGCACAGCAGAUAAGAAAGUAAAAUCUCCUUGUAUAUGUGACCUUUAUACAAAGCAAAUACUGCAAUGUUUAGGUGAUAAGCCACCACCUUAAAACAUCAAAGUGCGAGUGCAGCACUUACAGUAUGUUGAACUUACCCCUAUAUAUGGACUUAGGGUAGCAGUGUCUCAUGUACAUAUAAAACGAGAGAAGAGAACACAAUAGUGCAACAGAGUAAACACUAGAAAUAGUAUAUAAAUAUAAGGUGGACAUAUGCUCACAAUAUUCUGAGCCUUUUGAACGGUAUGGCUCUGAACGUGCACGUAUGUGUGCCCUUCUCGCGGCAACUGUACCUCUAAUAAAGUGCAUAUAGGAAAUGAACACACAAAAGGAGCACACAAUAGUGAAAGUACCUCUGAGGUAGUGUUAAAGUUAAAUACAGAUAUAUUGGUUUUGUUCACCUUUACCUGGAGCCCAUAAAAUACUGACUCCAAGUUUAAACACUACUAAGCUCUCAGAUUUUUCAUCAUCACUCACUCAUGAAAAAAAAAGAAUACUGUGUUUUCAUAAUGCUGGCUACUGUACAGCAGUUUGCAGUUAUUCAGCACAACAUAACCUAUAAACCGAAAACCUUUGCUUUGCAUUGUAAAUUGGAUCUGAAACAUCACCUAGGGAGAUUUAUUUCUUGACAGAUGUAUUUUUUUUUUUUUUUUUUUAAAUAUUCUUUAUUUAGAUUUUCUCAUCACAUAAAAAAUGUGACAUGAAUUUACAAACAUACCAUAUAGACCAUGGGUCCUCAAACUCCGCCACCCUAGAUGUUGCUGAACUACAACUUCCAUGAUUCUUUGAAUUACUUAGAUAGCCAGAGAAUCAUGGGAGUUGUAGUUCAGCAACAUCUGGGGGCAGUGGUGUAUCCUGGUUUUGUGCUGCCCUAGGCACGACAAAACUCAGGAGCCCCCACCCCGUCUCGCCUUCUAAAUACACAUACACACUCACUGACAGACACAUAUACACUAGCUAACAGACAUACACACUCACUAACAGACACAUACAGUCACUAGCAGACAUACAGUCACUAACAGACACACAUACUAACACACUAACAGACACACGCAUAAACUCGCACUAACAGGCAUACAUACACACUCCCUAACAGAAACACAAACUAACACACACACACAUAGUAUGUCCCUUCUCGGUCUCUCCGCUCUGCCCGUGACCACCUCCUGUCCGUUGUUCGCACCCGUACGGCCAACUCGCGCUUGCAGGACUUCUCGCGGGCGGCUCCCUUCCUAUGGAAUAGCCUGCCUACCGCCAUCCGACUCUCCCCUAGUCUUGCAUCUUUUAAGAAGUGCCUUAAAACCCAUCUCUUUAGGAAAGCUUAUGGCCUCCAAGACUAACCCCUACCUCACAUACCCGUCUCUUGCCCUCUCCUAAAGGGCAGCCCACCUUAUUUGAUUGCAUUCCUGUCCUAAUGUGUCUUACACCCCACCUCCUAUAGAAUGUAAGCUCGACUGAGCAGGGUCCUCUUCAACCUAUUGUUCCUGUAAGUUUAUUUGUAAUUGUCCUAUUUAUAGUUAAAUCCCCUUUCAUAAUAUUGUAAAGCGCUACGGAAUCUGUUGGCGCUAUAUAAAUGGCAAUAAUAAUAAUAAUAAUAACAUAGUAACACACUCACUAACAGACACACAUACACUCACUAACAGAGACACACUCACUAACAGAGAGACACACUAACACACUCACAUUUUUUUUUUUUCAAUUCAAUCCCCCCAGCCUCCCUACCUUUGGGAGUGCUGGGGUGGAUUAUCACUCUCCCUGGGGUAAAGUGGGGCUGCUGGGCAGCCGGCCGGUAACUGCAGCCGGCGAGGGAGCACUGAUCCUCCUGUUCAUUGUGUAUAUUCAAUUUCUGUGAGUUGUUUCCAAUUUCUCGCUAUCAAAAUCUUAACAGUCAUAAAACCAUGUGUGGCCAGAUAGUAUUGAGAUGCUCCUACGGACGACCAACCUAAGUGUAAUAUUGCUGCCUUAGGAAUUUUAUCAAUUUUAAUCUUAUCCAUAUUGUAUAAAGUACUAUAAACCUGAUCCCACAAUUUUUUAAUUUUCGGGCAGCUCCACCAUAUAUGCAAAUAACUUCUGACCACUUCCAUACAUCUCCAACAGAUCUUGGAAGCAUUAGGAUUGAUUCUGUUUAACCUAAUUGGUAGAAUAUACAUAGUUUAUAAGACAGAUGUAUUUUUCUAUAGCAAAUUUCGUUAGGCAUCAAGUAAUUUUUUUGUGUGUUUGAAAACCGAUUAUUACAUAAAACUUCUAAUCCUUUCUACAAUUCACAGAAUAAGAAAAUUAACAUGGAAGCGCAUUUUAAUUAGACACCGAGAAGACAUCAGUUUGCCCUGCGGUACUUUAGAAUCCAGUAAAGAAAUCCAGAAACUGAGGAAAUUCCCGGCCUUAGAAGAAAAAGCAUUUGAUGUUCACGGAACCAGGGGAAAUCACAUGGACCUGGGUCAACUUUAUCAGUUCCUCAAUGAAAAUGGAUGUUCAAAUGUCUUCCCUAUGUACUUUGGAAUCGAAGGAAAAUAGCUGUCAUUUUAAGCUUAAACAACUUCUUUUACAUUUAACAUUUAAAGGAAUGUCCUACAAACACAAAUAUUCCUGCAUUUGUACAACCAACCCUUUUUAAAGUAAAAUGCCAUUAUUUUUAAACUGGUAAAAGUAAAUUGUAUGUUUU
Pelobates cultripes (western spadefoot toad) is the source of this 6489-nucleotide messenger RNA. Lineage: Eukaryota; Metazoa; Chordata; Amphibia; Anura; Pelobatidae. The record is from the annotation of a GenBank genome assembly.